GUUUUACUUGGUUUACAUUGCAAGCACGUGACCCUAGCUAUAUUGCUUUAGCUAGUUCAACAACUCUAUAUCUCGGAGCUCAAACUUGUGCUCAAGUUAUACUUGGAUCGGGUAGGCUCAUACUCACUGGGUGUCUCUAACUGCAGUGGAUGUCAUUAGCUAUUUCGUGGAUAGGCACACAAGCAUCACGCGUGCGUAACAGGGGAGCAAGGCACUGCCUCGCUUACAGUAAUCCGGGGCUAAUGCAUGCUCCCGUGAGCAGCAUCUGAAGCUUACUCACAACGUCACCUCUUCACCACGCAACAAAGUAUGACCUGCUUAGCCAGCUCAACAUCAUUGCAUGAGCCCGCAAUGCGCUCUCUUUCUGCCAAAGAAUAACCAUAAUCAUGCCACCAGAAAAGGGGCCUAAAAAGCAAAUUUCUGAUCGGCGGCGCUCGCAAAAUAAGCAAGCCCAGAAAAAUUACCGGGAGCGUCAGAAAAGGAAUCUGCAGGCCCUGCAGGAUAUUGCAACGUCUACACACGGCUUCCGCAUUGGUGGUGGAAGCAAGGAUGGUCAAGAUAUGGAUCCUGCAGUAGCCAUUGGCACCAAUGCGCCGCUGGGUCUAGAUGGCACUUAUGAGUAUUCACUUACACACCCUCAUGUAGCAGGUGAUUCAGCAGCGCAGAGCAUGCUGGGCUCUCUCGGCGAACCCGGCCAGUCACCGAGCAGGUUCUUGGGCACAGCGCAGCAACCUCAAUCAUUUCCAAAAACGAAUCAGCCUUUGACCCCUGAGAGUCUUCAAGAGCACAGCAUCCUCAGCCAACUCAUUGAAGAAGAGGGUGUUGUGCCUGACGAAAAGACGAAAAUUCAUAUUUUGGAGAAGAAAAUAACCCUGCAAAGCAUUUUGAAAGCUGGGUUAAAGGCGCUCUCACACGAGACUUCAGCGGAUAUAGAGUGCCCUUCCUCUUGUGGGAAUGGAGAGGGAAGCGCCAAUAGCAAUACUGCACUCCGGACUGACAGAAUCUUACUAUUGCAGAACGCCAGCCAAGCGCAGGCACCAUUCCUGCCCGAUAUUCACAGAAACAACUUCCGGAUAAAGCAAAUCCUAUUCGUCGCAGCAUGCGUGGCGAAUGGAGCUGCUCUAGGAACCACUCUCGGGCCCACAGACUGCGACAACGUUGAGUCACCAUUUUUCUGUGAAAACAUCUCUAGAUCAGCUGCCGAGACAGUUUGCGCGAGCGAGUUCACAAAUCUCAAGACGCACUUGCGGCCCUGUGCCACGCAACUGAUGCACAAGCACCAUCCAUAUAUUGACGUGCUUCCUUUCCCCACAUUUAGGGAGAGGGUCAUCAAACUUGCUUAUGUUGAUGAGCCAUUGAUUGACGAGGAGGACCUGUGCAAUGAUCUUCAGAACGACGGGUUGGUGUGUUGGGGCUCAUCUUUGGGUGGUGGGAGUGCAGCAAUUGGGUCAGGUGCGCCGUGGGAUAUUCGGAGCUGGGAAGCGCAACCGUGGUUUCUGAGAAAGUGGUGGAUCUUGAUUGGUGGUGCGGAGGGAGAAAUCUAUAAACAGACGCAGUGGUGGUGCGAGGUGAGGGGUGAGCGGUCGUGUUAUCCUUGGUAGCAGCGGUUGUUUUCUUUGCUCUUUGAAUUGAAUUGGUCGACUGAGUGGGUCGAGAUCCUGAGGCGUACAAGGAACCACUCUACUCAAAUAUGAUCCAUAUAUGCGUACUUGUUGGAAGCUAAAGCUGUGCAUCGAGACAAAUCUAUCUUGCGGGUGAGACUUCUUUGAUUUCCAUACAAAGCAGGCUUACGAGAGCUGGAAAGGAGAAAGAAAUCCAUUACAUUCCGCCUCAGUGGUCA
Hyaloscypha bicolor E is the source of this 1840-nucleotide messenger RNA. RefSeq lists its product as uncharacterized. Gene Ontology annotation, biological process: regulation of DNA-templated transcription. The transcript is spliced from 2 exons. Bases 387 to 1601 code for a protein of 404 amino acids. NCBI's taxonomy places the organism in Eukaryota, Fungi, Ascomycota, Leotiomycetes, Helotiales, Hyaloscyphaceae. Gene Ontology annotation, molecular function: DNA-binding transcription factor activity. The record is from RefSeq and is a predicted model, not a curated record.